AUGAAUGUGAAGAAGGCAAUGGGAAAGCUGACAGAUUGGCAGACGGCAGCCAUGAUGAUGGCAGAGGAUAUCCCAGAGGGCGACAGGGUCCUGGCUCACUGGGUCAACAUCAUGCAGGACUUCAAACAGAACCUCCCUCUGCUCGCCAAGCUGGGGUCCGACGCUCUCAAGAAAGACAAGGUUCUGGCUCACUGGGUCAACAUGAUGCAGGACUUCAAACAGAACCUGCCGCUACUUGCCAAGCUGGGCUCUGAUGCUCUUAAGCACCGUCACUGGAAGCAGCUGUAUGUAGGGAUGGGGAAGGACCCUAAUGAGAUUGGCUGGUCCAUGAGUGUGGGGGACCUGAUAGACAUGGACCUGCCAAAGCACAGUCAACUCAUCAACCAGAUUUACACCGCUGCCACAUCAGAGUUUUCCCUUGAGCAGUCCCUGGGUAAGCUGAGGAGGAUGUGGGAGGAGAAGGAGUUCAAACUGGCCAAGUACAUCCGGGAACUUCCUGUUAGGAGAGAGAAAAAGCGGACUGGUAGUCCAGUGGCCAGACUCCAGGCUGCAAAAUCCAAGAGUCGUACCAGGAUAGUCACAGAAGAGACGUACAUUCUGAUUGGUACAGAUGAGCUGAGGUACCAGCUGGAGGACACAGAGGUGACCCUGCAGGCCAUGCUGGCGUCCCCGCACAUCGCGGACCUGCGCUCCCAAGCAGAGGUGUGGAGGGUCACGCUGCAGCAGGUAGACGACAUCAUCCACCUGUGGACAGAGUGCCAAACCAAGUGGUUGUUUCUAAGUAAGUCCUUUGCUGACAUCAACCUGGUGCUGCAGCUACCAGAUGAAGCAGCCAUGUUUUCUGAAGUAGACAAGAAGUACAAGAGCUUCAUGCAGGAUGUAGUAGAGGACCCUAAGAUGCUGUCAGUCCUGAGUAAGAGGAGAGGACAGAAGGGUUGGAGGGAGUUACAGGGAGAGGCUCUCAGGCAGCUGCUCAAGUGGUGCAUUGAGGAGCAGGAGAAAAUCAUCAAGAAACUGGACAGCAAACUCAUGGCGACUCGAAAUGAGUUCCCCAGGCUCCAUUUCCUCAGCAACUCUGAGAUUGUGGAGCUGCUGUCCCUGUCACGUGACCCCCGGACUAUGACCUCCUUUGUCAAGAAGUGCUUCCAUGGCAUCAGGGCGUUGAACUUUGCCCUCCCUGCAGAUGUCAAUCAUACAACUACAGCACUUGACCUUGACCUUCAUGCUGAGGUUUUGCAAGCCACUGCGAUCAAGGGAGAGUCAGGGGAGGUCGUUGACCUUGUACGCAGGGUAGAGGCCAACACCCAGACGACCCAGUGGCUGCAGGCAGUGGAGCAGACCAUGAGGAACACUGUGGGGACAGCACUGCAGGCAUGUCUGGAGGCCAGGCUGGAGAAAAAUCCCAUGCCUGUACAAACUUGGUUGAGGCUAUUCCCCAGUCAGUGCGCAGUGCUGGCCGAAACCGUGCUCUGGGCGCGUGACGUCGGCGCGGCCCUACGGGCCUCGGACAGACAGAGGCUCAUGGACCUGAAAGGGAGGAUGAGCUCCAAUCUGGAGGAGAGGCUGGGGACACUAAGGGAGCUGUACAGGGAACAGAGCAUCAGGAAGACUCACAUCACUCUGAGUAACCUAGUGAGCCAGGCAGUACACCAGAGAGACGUGAUCAGCAUGCUGUUGGAAGCCAAGGCCCUGACAGACAACUGUUUUGAUUGGCAGAAAGUCAUGAAGUACAGCAUGGACAUCAAACCUGUCACCAAGUUCAAUGUCGCCAAACUGAAAGAAUCCCACAAGGUUGAGGAUACCGGUGACCCUGAAACCACACGCCGCUCAUUAGAUGUGGAACAAGGGUUUGAGUUUGGCCCCUGUGUGGUCAAUCAGCUCAACUGGUCACUGCCGUAUGAUUAUGAGUACCUCGGACCAGUCAACAGGCUGAUUCUUACUCCUUUAACUGACAGGUGCCUCCUGUCCCUGAGUGGAUCGGUCCAAUCCUUUGCCUGUGGAGCAGUGAUGGGCCCUGAGGGGGUGGGGAAGUCUGAGACUGUUGCAGAACUGGCUCGAGCUUUGGGCAGGAACUUCAUCACCUAUAACUGUACACACAUGACUGGGAUCUCAGCCCUGACCCAGCACCUGGUGGGUGGGAUCCAGUCAGGUGCCUGGGUGUGUCUGGACGACGCCAACCACCUGCCGACAGGUGUCAUGUCUGUCCUGUCUCAUCACCUGGACCACCUCAGGAACGCAUACAGGAUCCUUGCAGCCUCUUCCAACAGCCAGUACACCAUCAGGAGUGCCCCUACAAUACGGAGAAGGAGAAGGACUGUAGCAUCGUUAGCAUCAUUUCCACCGGAGGAUGAUCUGCAAACUGUGUAUACAGGGCAACACAGGAGACACUCCAUAUUUGGUACUGACCAGAAAGAGCUAUCUACAGCACUAUCUGCCCUCUCCCUCGACCUCCAAGACUUUGCCAAAUCCCAGCACUUAUCCUCAACGUUCAGUUACGAGCCUCGGACCUUGGGCCUGGUGACAUUCAACGGGAGCCUGAUGAAGGCCAACACCAACUUCUCCCCCUUCCUCACCCUAAACACCAGAGACCAGUCGUUUCAGACGAUACCAGAGACUCUGAGGUCUGCCUACAGACCUGUCACACUUAUUGUACCGGACAGGAAACUGUUGGUUCAGUCCAUUCUGCUGUGCGGGGGGUUCCAGGGCCACAGGCUCCUUGCCGGGAAACUUGAGACGUUUCUGAGGCUGCUGGAGAAACAGCUGUUGUCUGUGGAGACACCUGCUGUCAGCCUGCACAGUGUGAAGGUUGGUAACAAAGGAUAA
Branchiostoma floridae (Florida lancelet) is the source of this 2823-nucleotide messenger RNA. Its product is annotated as dynein heavy chain 7, axonemal-like. Gene Ontology annotation, cellular component: dynein complex. The transcript is spliced from 19 exons. Gene Ontology annotation, biological process: microtubule-based movement. Gene Ontology annotation, molecular function: dynein light intermediate chain binding; minus-end-directed microtubule motor activity; ATP binding. The coding region runs from base 1 to 2823 and encodes 940 amino acids. The record is from RefSeq and is a predicted model, not a curated record. Lineage: Eukaryota; Metazoa; Chordata; Leptocardii; Amphioxiformes; Branchiostomatidae.